Molecule: messenger RNA, 2476 nt
Organism: Clarias gariepinus (North African catfish)
Lineage: Eukaryota; Metazoa; Chordata; Actinopteri; Siluriformes; Clariidae
Gene: mpped2
Product: metallophosphoesterase domain containing 2b
Exons: 7
Coding region: 366-1271 (301 amino acids)
Molecular function (GO): hydrolase activity
Source: RefSeq, a predicted model, not a curated record
ACGGUUUAUAGCAGCGUAUGGAAACCAACCGCGUUGGACCCAGGUUCUGUGCUCUCUUGGCCCUUUAGGCCUUCCAUAACUCAGACUACAGCUCCGUCUCCCUCCUUCCUCGUCUGUCUGUCGCAUUUCAGCCGGAGGAGCCUCGGGGUCGAAGGUUCUGCCCUGCUCGCCUCGACCUCCACCUUUGCACGGCUCAAAAAUCCCCGAUUAUCCGAUUACGCCUGCUUGGGAUACUUUAGCGGACGAGCCUCGCGCGUUUGGGGGAGAAAGCUCACGGGAGAAAAGGUGCGGAUUUUGGGCGGGCGGGCGUUGAGUGAUGCCCGCUGCGUGGCGCGUUGAUCCUGUUGCCCCCCGCUGACCUGCCCAUGACCCCAGGAAGCGGCGUUAUGGCGCGUCGAGGCUCCUCCCACUCGAAGGUGACCAUCACGGUAGACGAGUACAGCUCGAACCCCACGCAGGCCUUCACACACUACAACAUCAACCAGAGCCGCUUCCAGCCUCCUCACGUGCACAUGGUGGAACCCAUUCCCUACGAUGCCCCUAAACCAGCAGGACACACGCGAUUCGUGUGCGUCUCAGACACACACUCGAGGACAGAUGGCAUCCAGAUGCCGUACGGCGACGUGCUGCUCCACACGGGUGACUUCACUGAACUCGGCCUCCCGUCUGAGGUGAAGAAGUUUAACGACUGGUUAGGAAGCCUGCCCUACGAGUACAAGGUGGUCAUCGCCGGGAACCACGAGCUGACGUUCGACAAGGACUUCAUGGCCGACCUGGUCAAGCAGGACUACUACCGCUUCCCCUCUGUGUCGAAGCUGCGGCCCGAGGACUUUGAUAACGUUCAGUCUCUCCUCACGAACUGCAUCUACCUGCAGGACUCCGAGGUCACGAUCAAAGGCUUCAGGAUAUACGGGACCCCGUGGACGCCCUGGUUUAAUGGAUGGGGUUUUAACUUGCCUCGUGGUCAGUCUCUGCUGGACAAGUGGAACCAGAUCCCCGAGGACAUCGACAUCCUCAUGACUCACGGGCCUCCUCUGGGGUUCAGAGACUGGGUGCCUAAGGAGCUCCAGAGAGUGGGCUGCGUGGAGUUACUCAACACGGUACAGAGACGGGUCCGGCCCAAACUCCACGUCUACGGUGGGAUCCAUGAAGGUUAUGGGUUAAUGACAGACGGAUAUACCACGUUCAUCAACUCGUCUACGUGUACAGUCAGUUUCCAGCCGACCAAUCCACCCAUCGUAUUCGACCUUCCCAAUCCAGGAAGCUCGUGAAAUUUCCACCUUAAAUCCCCCUCCCUUUUUUUUCUACUCUCCAACCCUUCUUAUCUUUAAAGUAAUGGUCAUUUUGUACUGCUUGUAUUUAAAAAAAAAAAUGAAUGCAUGGAUAUGUAAUAUUUUUUAAAAAAUACGAUCAUACCAUUUAAAUAAUGAUUUGCUGGGGAAAAAAGAAGAAGAAGACGAAGAAAAACGGUGAAUUAAUUAUAUUUAUGCUUCGUUUGUACUGGUUGCCUUGUUCAGUUUGUUUUAGUCUGCAUCUAAAGUGCUUUAUAAGGUAUCAAAAGAGGCUCAGCAAUACCUUUUUCACAGCAGGAGUGUAUUAAAGAACAACGAGGCAGACGAGACAUCGGGUUGAGGAUUAUUCUCACUCAAAUUUUUCCUUUUGAGUCUCGACCUCGCCAGGAUGCUUUGUGGUUAUAUUUAUUGGUGCAUUCGUAAUCGUUCACACUAUUCUCCGACCCAAGACUUUUUAUUCCGGAUGUUAUAUUCAGGAAAAGGAUGGCUGAGGUUUCAUGAGGUACUUGUUGAAAAUCGGUUGGAUUGGGUUUUAAAUUUCUUCUAAUUCCUGCCGUGUUUCAUUUCCAAGAAACCUGGCUAAGGAGGCGGCUUUUUUUUGUCUAAUAAGGUUCACACAACCGUUACCCUGACAGACGCCAUUGUCGACAUCUAGCAAACUAUCACAAAAGUUUCAACAAUAACUGUGAUUAUAAAUAAUAAUAAUAAUAAUAAUAAUAUUGCCACCCAUUCAGGAUUGUGCCAUUUGAAAUUUGAAAGCGCUUUUUGUAUUUUAUAUCUAAGUUUCUCACUUGUGAUUUCUUUAAGCUGAGAUUUUACCUUCAGUGAGUCCGUUCUAAAAGAUCGAUUUUUUUUUUUUUUUAAAUUAAGCCAAACUUAAAUGAUGCUUCAAUAAGGAGCUGAAUUUAAAAAACAACAACAAAAACAAUCUUUUAUCUGCUUUGAGCCCAUGCUUAUUAUUACUAUGGUUAUGGUUUACUUUUCAUUCCCACCUGGUGGAUCGUGUUGUGUUUGUUGUAUGUCGCGCAGACAGGACAAAAAAAAAAAUCUAUAUAUAUUGCCAUGAUGUCAUUGGUGCCAUUUGUAAAUGCCUUGUUUCUAUGUUGAUGAGACUUUUUCUUAAUUCAUCGUGUCAUUUUAGCUGACUUUAUAUGCAAAUAAAAACGGCAAGAUUUUUAUCCCAU